Macrosiphum euphorbiae (potato aphid) is the source of this 846-nucleotide messenger RNA. The record is from the annotation of a GenBank genome assembly. NCBI's taxonomy places the organism in Eukaryota, Metazoa, Arthropoda, Insecta, Hemiptera, Aphididae.
AUGGAGUUCAAGUUCAACAUUAAGAACGUAGCCACCGAAGAGGUGAUGAAGAUUGACAACACGCUGACGGCCUUGGGACACGAGAAAAAUGAUGAGUUGAAAAGCAUAAUGAAAAUGAUCAUUGACGAGAUGGGUAAAGCUUCGGCCAUUGCUCAAGAAUUGAAGAUGCCCAUAACCAGCGGCGACAAGCUAGCCAAUUCCGAUCACAUUCUCUACAUGAUGACAGAACACGAUAAACCUGAACAUUUCAGUGUCGUUGGAAUUUUGAAGAUGGGAUGGAAAAAAUUAUACCUAUAUAACAAAGCAGGCUCGCGGUCAGAAGCAAUGGUCUACUGUUUGUUAGAUUUCUACAUACAUGAGUCCAAACAGCGCAAAGGUUAUGGAAAACGUUUGAUCGAAUGCAUGUUACAGGAUAUAAAUUUAGAAGCCAAACAUUUGGCUAUUGACAAGCCAACUAAAAAAUUAUUGCAGUUUAUGUGGAAGCAUUAUCAACUAUCCAAAUUAGUUAACCAAGGAAACAAUUUUGUAAUAUAUGAAGAAUUUUUUGAUGACGCACAUGAUGAAAAGAAUCAUGACAAUAGUGGACACAGAGCUGUAUCGUAUAUGCGACAGCCAAUGUUUGGACGGCACGGGGCUCAUAAACAUCAUGAUACGAUGGGCGAGAUAGUUCAAGGCGAAGGCGAUGCUGCGAUUGUGAAGUUCAAAUACAACCAGGACACAGAUUUUGUGGAUCACCAGUUCAAAGAAACAAAUCCACAUCCUGAAAAUAGUAAUGCAUUCAAAACUGACCAAGAUGGAAACUCCGUGAAACGAGAUCUUAAAUUUCAUCACAACUCUCUGUGGUAA